AGCAUUUUAUUAUCUACAAGAAAAAGUAGUUUCAAACUCUGGAUAUGGUUUCCAGUUAGUAAAAAAGACAAAGAUAGCUGAUAAAAUGAUUCCAGUCCUCUGCUUUUCUACAUUUCCCACGAAACUUUAAAAAUAUAUUUAUCCCCAGCUAGAAUUUCAUUUCUCCUAUUUCCUUCAAUUUUUUGGAUUACUGGUACUUUAAAAUCAAUGCCAACUUCUUCAUUACCUCCAAAAACUUCAUAAGUUCCGCCAUUUGAAGGGAUAAUUUAACAUUUGUGGACAUGAGUUCUUGAUUUCACCUCUGAUAAUUCAUAUCUGGUAUGUUUUUCACCUGUCUUUUUCCAUUUGUCGAGGCUUGACUCAUUAAGCGUUCGAAAGGGCAUGUAAAGAUCAGACUUUUUACAAGAUCUUGGAUUAUAUGGAAAAAUGAGGGACUUCCCAUCUUGUUUUGGUGAAAAUGGAGUUCAAGUUGCUGAUGCGUCUUGUUCAGGUGUAGGCGUUAGUAAAGCAUCUCAAAAUUUGGUUACUUGCACAUAUAGGUGUAAAUUGCUUGGUAAGUCUUGUUUAAUGAACUUUGUUUGGAGCAAGAAUUUGAUGGGUCAAUGCCUUAGUGUUGAAAUAGAUGAUUUAUCACAUCACUUGAUCAGUAAAAUUGAUUUAAAACCGUUUUUGUUCUCAAAAUGGAAAGGAUCAAAGUGUUUUGAAGUUAAUUCAAGUAAAAUUGAUUAUUGUCUCCUGGAAUUAUGAGUUGUGUAUAUUUGCAUUUAAUGGAUUUAUUAUUUCUUUUUAUUGCUUGUUUGGCAUAUUUGAUUAGUGCCCAAUAGUGGAAAACACUAUGCAAGCAUACUGGGAAUUUUUAUUUUUCAGAUUAUGGACUUAUUCGCAUAUGUGAUUUUGCAUUUGGUAGAUUGUUGAACUUUCCAAAUUAAAUUGUUAAAGUUGUCAACUAACUGAUUCACAUGAUUUAUGUAUAGGGAUUCCUAUCCUAAAUUUUCUAUCUUUGAUACCAAGGUAAUUCAAAAUUGAAAGAUUUCAAAUUUAAGUAAUGUUUGGACAAAUUCACUUAAUGAGGUAAUUGUUCCAUUCUUCUUUUCCUCCUGUCUUGUUAUUCAUAUUUUUCGUAAGUGUGUUAUGGUAUUUUUGGUUAUGUUCUUAUGCAUAUAAUUUCAAUGAAAGGAACAUUUUUUUUCAGAAAUAUGGAAUUUGUGGUUAUAUUUUGGUUAAGUGGUUAAUAUUUAUUCAUUAUCUUCAUUAGAGAACAUUGGUGGUCAUAGAGGUAAGAAUAUGGAAGCAAUGUCAUGGUCCGAUCAAAAUAAACACGUUUUUAUCAGAAUACUUUACGAUAAUGCGAAAGUAGGGAAGUUGCAUUGUUCUACAUUCACCAAAGACGAUUGGGGCAAGAUCAAUCAAGAGAUGAUUGUUGUCACAAAAUCUGAUUUCGGGAUAGAGAGAUUGAAGGGUAAGUGGAACUGUUUACGUAAUGUGCAUCGCUUAUUCUCUGACCUUUUAGGGCAUACGGGUGUUACAUGGGAUCCAAAUACCAACCAAGUGAAUGCUACAGAAGAAAUUUGGCAACAUUUUUUUACGAUAAACAAGAGAAACUAUACGACAUUUAGGAGGGAAGGAUGUAAGCAUUACGAAUUGCUUGGAGAGAUUUUUAGCGGCUCUACAACUACUGAAGGUCUAGGCAACGUUUCUACUCAACUUCCUCCAACGUCAGAGGAAGAAAGAUGGCUAGAAGAUGAGUUUUUGAGAAGGCGAGUGCAUGUACGUGUGGAAAAUGAUGAUGACGUUUCAAAUAUUCGUCAACGUGAUGAUACUACACCUAACAAACGUCGACGUAAGGAACUCAAAAUUAGUAAAAGUGAAAAACUUGAGGAAUGGAUGGCGCUAUGGUCAUUUACUGUUAGUAUGAGGAAUGAGGAAACAAAACUUAGGAUUCUAUAUCUUAAAGAAAAGAUUGCACACAUCCAAGAAAAAUCAUCUAAUCAUGAGGGCACUAAUGAAGUCAUUAGUCCAAAUCCUUAUUCAAAUAUGGCGUGUUUGAACAUCUUAAACAACAUAGUAGUGUCUAAUGACGUUUAUAUGAAAGGAAAAAAGGCUUUUAAGGAUUCAGAUUUUAGGAUGGCAUUUGUAAUGAUGUCAGAAAUUAGGAGAGGACCUAUUUUGGAACUUCUUUGAUUUGCCUAAUUGGUUGAAUUGAAUAUUUUGAACUUAUAAUGUAGGAUUGUGUUCUUGUUAUAUAUUGAUUAUGAACUUUGUAAUUCUCAAAAUUUAUUACUAGUUUU
Molecule: messenger RNA, 2288 nt
Organism: Olea europaea var. sylvestris
Lineage: Eukaryota; Viridiplantae; Streptophyta; Magnoliopsida; Lamiales; Oleaceae
Exons: 2
Coding region: 1285-2181 (298 amino acids)
Source: RefSeq, a predicted model, not a curated record